Messenger RNA from Drosophila nasuta, 826 nucleotides. RefSeq names its product Glutathione S transferase E10 (gene GstE10). Gene Ontology annotation, molecular function: glutathione transferase activity. Lineage: Eukaryota; Metazoa; Arthropoda; Insecta; Diptera; Drosophilidae. Gene Ontology annotation, biological process: glutathione metabolic process. The record is from RefSeq and is a predicted model, not a curated record.
GACCGCACAUUCAGUUGUAAAUCCGCAUUCAAGUGUGUUAAGUGGAGAUCCUUGGAGAAUGGUACUUGUGCUUUAUGGAACCGAAUCAAGUGGACCAGUGCGUGCUGUGCUGCUGACUCUGCGCGCCUUGGAGCUGGACUUUGAGUUCCGGCACAUUGAUGUGACGGCUGGCGAGCAGCUGAAAGAGGAUUACGUGAGAAAGAAUCCACAGCAUACGGUGCCAUUGCUGGAGGAUGGCGAUGCCUGCAUUUGGGACUCGCAUGCCAUUGCCGGUUAUCUGGUGCACAAGUAUGGCAAGGACGAUGAUGCAGAUCCACGGGAGGCACUGCAGCGUGCCAUUGUCGAUCAGCGGCUGCACUUUGAGUCGGGUGUGCUCUACGUCCAGUGGAAACAGUUGAAGCAUCUGCUUUUCCGCGAGAAUGUCACCGAGCUGCCGCUGGAGAAGCUGCAAGAGAUUUACGCUUUGCUUGAGCGUUUCUUAGCUGGACACGCGUACAUUGCUGGUGAUCAGUUGACCAUUGCUGACUUUAGCAUUGUGGCCACACUGAGCACUUUGCACCUCAGCUUUGCACCCGUGGAUGCCGUAAAGUAUCCCGAAUUGAGCGCCUGGCUGUCCCGAAUCUCAGCGUUGCCCUACUACGAAGAGGCCAAUUUGAAGGGCGCUAGCCUUGUGGCGGAGCGUGUGCGUGCCAAGCUGCCCAAACAGUUUGACAAGCUCUGGCAGAAGGCGUUUGCCGACAUUAAAAGCGGUGCGGGCAAACAGUAAAGUCAACUAAUGAAGCCAAUUAGCUUUGCUUUUUUAUUUUUAUUUUCAUUUUUUUUUGCA